Messenger RNA from Dama dama (fallow deer), 7759 nucleotides. RefSeq names its product aminoadipate-semialdehyde synthase (gene AASS). The record is from RefSeq and is a predicted model, not a curated record. Bases 691 to 3471 code for a protein of 926 amino acids. Gene Ontology annotation, molecular function: saccharopine dehydrogenase activity. NCBI's taxonomy places the organism in Eukaryota, Metazoa, Chordata, Mammalia, Artiodactyla, Cervidae. Gene Ontology annotation, cellular component: cytoplasm. The transcript has 23 exons.
CAUGUUUGUUUUGUUUUCUUAAGUUUCCAGUCUGCCAGAACCAGUGCUUUUAUAAAAUUCUGUACCAAUGAAUUACUAGAAAAAAUGACCCUGUCAUAUAAAGAUUUCUAAGUGCCUACUUUCUAUUUCUGUACAUAUAUCAUCCUGGACCAGUAAAAAGCAGUUCAGUGACCGACAGCAGGCCGUAAAACACACUGAGUCGAACUAGUUUAGGAAAUGAUCAGAGAUUAAACUGGAAGGAGGUUAGAGCUAGAUUGUCAAGGAUCUUGUACAUUAUGAAAGGAUUCUAAAAUUUUCAUCAUUAAAAUUGGUAUAAAUGAUCUUCCUGUAUUUUAUUAUAGAUUUACUUGCUUAAAUCCUUUGUGCUCAAUGUAUGGUUUGAUAAAACAUAUAUUUUAAAAAGAUGAUUUUGACAUAGCGAAUAUUGAUUAGCAUCCUGUCAGUGCUUGGAACUUUUUAUUUUUUUAAUUUUGGAUUUACCUUUGUUUGUGAAAGUUCAGUUUUGGUUGGGUAAAGGAGCACUGUAAUGUCAUCCAGGUUUCCCCUCUCCCUUCUGCACCUUGAAUCUGUCACCGCCCGGGCUGGUUGGAUUUUACAGCAGAUUUCUCAGGAGACCGGAGCUGACCUGUGAGUGCCCCUGCCUUUCAUCGUCCAGCUCUCACAGUGUCUCUACAGUCACCAGGUUUCACGAUGCUGCGGGUGUCCAGAACCAAACUGGGCAGGCUGAGCCCCGGCCUCUCCAGAGGGCUUCACCACAAGGCGGUGAUGGCCUUGAGGCGGGAGGAUGUGAAUGCCUGGGAAAGGCGGGCUCCUCUGGCUCCCCGGCACGUCAAAGGGAUCACCAACCUGGGAUACAAGGUCUUAAUACAGCCUUCCAAUCGGCGAGCCAUUCAUGAUAAGGAAUAUGUCAAAGCUGGUGGCAUUCUCCAGGAGGAUAUUUCUGAAGCUUGUCUAAUUUUGGGAGUUAAAAGACCACCAGAGGAAAAAUUAAUGCCCAAGAAGACUUAUGCAUUCUUCUCCCACACAAUAAAGGCUCAGGAGGCCAAUAUGGGUUUGCUGGAUGAGAUCCUAAAACAGGAAAUCCGACUUAUUGAUUAUGAGAAAAUGGUGGAUCAUAGAGGAAUACGGGUAGUGGCAUUUGGACAGUGGGCAGGGGUGGCAGGGAUGAUCAACAUUCUUCAUGGGAUGGGUUUAAGGCUCCUUGCUUUGGGACAUCACACACCUUUUAUGCACAUUGGCAUGGCUCAUAACUACAGGAACAGUGGUCAGGCAGUGCAAGCUGUCCGUGAUGCUGGCUAUGAAAUAUCUCUGGGUUUGAUGCCGAAGUCAAUAGGGCCCUUAACAUUUGUGUUCACAGGGACUGGUAAUGUAUCUAAGGGAGCCCAAGAAAUCUUCAAUGAAUUACCUUGUGAGUAUGUGGAGCCACAUGAAUUAAAAGAAGUUUCCCAAAGUGGAGACCUGAGAAAAGUGUACGGGACAGUGUUAAGUCGCCACCAUCAUCUUGUCAGGAAAACAAAUGGUGUAUAUGACCCUGUAGAGUAUGACAAAUACCCCGAGCGCUACAUUAGCCGUUUUAACACUGAUAUUGCACCGUAUACAACUUGUUUAAUUAACGGGAUCUACUGGGAACAAAACACCCCUCGUCUCCUCACCCGCCAAGAUGCUCAGAGCCUCCUGGCUCCAGGCAAGUCCCCAGUUGCUGGUGUUGAAGGCUGCCCUGCAUUGCCACACAAACUUGUCGCAAUAUGUGACAUUUCAGCUGACACAGGAGGAUCCAUUGAAUUUAUGACUGAGUAUACGACCAUAGAGCGUCCCUUUUGCAUGUAUGAUGCAGAUCAGCAUAUUAUUCAUGACAGUGUGGAAGGCUCUGGGAUUCUGAUGUGUUCCAUUGACAAUUUGCCAGCACAGCUUCCAAUUGAAUCUACAGAAUACUUUGGGGACAUGCUUUACCCUUACGUUGAAGAAAUGAUAUUAUCAGAUGCGACACAGCCUCUUGAAAGUCAGAAUUUUUCUCCUGUGGUGCGAGAUGCAGUGAUUGCAUCUAACGGCAUGUUGUCUAACAAGUAUAAAUAUAUCCAGAAACUCCGAGAGAACAGGGAACGUGCUCAGUCACUUUCAAUGGCCACCAAGAAAAAGGUCUUGGUUCUUGGAUCCGGUUACGUAUCUGAGCCUGUAUUGGAAUACCUGUCGAGAGAUGACAGUAUUGAAAUAACAGUAGGUUCUGACAUGAAGAAUCAAACUGAACAGUUAGGCAAGAAAUAUAAUAUUAAUCCUGUUAGCCUGCACGUUGGUAAACAAGAAGAGAAGUUGAGCUCCUUGGUGGCAACACAGGAUCUUGUCAUCAGCUUGUUGCCUUAUGUAUUGCAUCCUCUUGUGGCCAAGGCAUGCAUCGCAAGCAAAGUUAACAUGAUCACUGCAAGCUACAUCACCCCAGCGCUAAAAGAAUUAGAAAAGAGUGUGGAAGAUGCUGGCAUCACAGUCAUUGGCGAAUUGGGAUUGGACCCUGGUCUUGAUCAUAUGUUGGCAAUGGAAACAAUAGAUAAGGCCAAAGAAGUGGGAGCCACGAUUGAAUCAUAUGUUUCCUACUGCGGUGGCCUUCCAGCUCCUGAAUAUUCAGACAAUCCUUUGAGAUACAAAUUUAGCUGGAGUCCAGUGGGCGUUCUGAUGAACAUAAUGCAGCCUGCUACCUACCUGCUCAAUGGAAAGGUUGUGAAUGCUGCAGGAGGUGUCUCCUUUCUGGAUUCAGUCACUCCCAUGGAUUAUUUCCCUGGCUUAAAUUUGGAAGGUUAUCCUAACAGAGACAGUACAAAGUACGCUGAGAUUUAUGGCAUUCCAUCUGCUCACACUUUAUUACGAGGGACACUGAGGUACAAGGGGUAUGCCAAAGCUUUGAGUGGAUUUGUGAAAUUGGGUCUCAUAAACAGAGAUGCGUUUCCUGCCUUUCGACCUGAUGCCAAUCCGCUCACCUGGAAAGAACUCCUCUGUGAUCUAGUUGGGAUUUCAUCCUCUUCCAAAUGUGAUGUGCUUAAGGAAGCUGUCUUUAAGAAACUAGGAGGAGACACAACCCAGCUGGAGGCUCUCGAAUGGUUGGGCCUACUCGGGGAUGAACAAGUCCCUCAGGCCGAGUCUCUCGUGGAUGCCCUCUCCAAGCAUCUGGCUGUGAAGCUUUCCUAUGGUCCUGGAGAGAAAGAUAUGAUUGUGAUGAGAGACAGCUUUGGAAUCAGACAUCCUUCUGGACAUUUAGAAAAUAAAACUAUUGAUCUUGUGGUUUAUGGUGAUGUCAAUGGUUUCUCAGCCAUGGCUAAAACCGUGGGGUUACCCACUGCCAUGGCAGCCAAGAUGUUACUUGAUGGUGAAAUUCAAGCUAAAGGCUUGAUGGGACCCUUUUCAAAGGAGAUCUAUGGACCAAUAUUGGAGCGAAUUAAAGCAGAAGGCAUUAUGUAUACUACACAGAGCACAAUCAAACUAUAAUUGAGUAUUAUAUUUUGUUUUUAUCUUCCCAGCCAACACAUUUCUGAACUUCUGUGCAGCAAACAUGCUUGUUAAUGUGAUAUUUUAAAACGUAAAGCAUGAUAUGUUUUGAUAUGUCAAUACAAUUGUGUUUUUGAAAUAUAAAUCUCUAUUUUAAUAUGAAAACAUUUGUUACAAGAGAUGCCAGUAAUUAUCAGAGAACUUUAAAAAUUCUAUCAUGUAUUUUUUUCAUGUGUAUGUAAAAGUGAUAAUGCUUGUACUACUUGUUAACUUAUUAUGCAACUUUUUUUCUUACAAGAAUAUAUUUUCCUAUAAUUAGCAGAUGAAGUUUUAUCUUUUUAGUAAGAAGAAAAUUUCUUCACACAGCUUUAUUUUUGUUUUGCUUUUGUUUUUCAGAGUGAUUCAGCUGGAUGUUUGUAGAUUACCUGUCUACAAGCUUUUGCAAUAAUGCUAUUUUGUGCCUUCUUGUAAAAUUAUGAUUUAAGAAAGUGACAUUUCUGAUAGUUUCCUCUUUAAUGUUUAGAAAAGGAAUAGGUAAGAUUAAAUCAAAAUCUACAGGAUCAGCUCAUUAGGCACAGGAAAAGAAUCCAACAUCCUUUUGUGAUAAAAAAACACUCAACAAACUAGGAAUAGAAGGGAAUUCUUUAACCUGAUAAAGAGUAUCCAUGAAAACCCCAGAGCCAAUAUCAUACUUAAAGAUGAAAGACUGAUGGAGUCUCCCCUGAAAUCAGGGACAAGACAGAGGUGUACACUCAUGCCAUUUCUAUUCAGCUUGUACUGGAGGGUCUAGAUGGGGCAAUUAGGCAAGAAAAUGAAAUAAAAGACAUCUAGAUGAGAAAGGAAGAUGUAAAACUAUCUCUGUUUGCAGAUGGCAUAAUCUUAUACAUAGAAAAUGCAAAAGAAUAAUCUAAGAAAACAUUAGCUCUAAUACACGAGUUCAUCAGUUGCAGGAUACAAGAUUAACAUUCAAAAAUUGUACUGGUAUGCAGUAUCAAUUAAUAAAGCAAAAAUGAUACUAAGAAAAUAAUUCUAAAAAGUAGAAUAAGAAUAGAAUGCGAGUUCAGAAAUAAUGCUUAUUGACUUUUGAAAAAGGUGCUAAGACAAUUCAGUUGAGAAAAAUAGUCUUUUCAUCAAAUGGUGCUGAAACAACUGGAUACCCACAUGCAAGAGAAUAAAGUUGGACUCCCUACCUCACAACACAUUUAAAAAUUAUCUAAAAAUGGACCAAAUGCCUAAAUAUAAGAGCAAACAUUGUAACACUUUUAGAUGAAAUCACAGGUGUAAAUCUUCCUGACCUUGGAUUAGGCAAUGGUUUCUGAAAUAAAUGACACCAAAGCACGAGCAACAAAAGGAAGAAAAUAGAUAAACUGGAUACCAUCAUGAUUAAAACAUUCUGUGCUUUUAAGAAUACCAUCAAGAAGGCAAAAGACAACCCACAUAAUGAGAAACUGUUUGCAAAUUAUAUAUCAGGUAAGAGAAGAACGUGAAUAGAUAGAGAACUAGUGUAUUCAAUAAAAAGUAAAAGAGCCUAAUUUUAAAAAAAGGAUAAAGGAUCAGAAUUGACAGUUCUCAAAAGAAGAUAUACAAAAGGCCGCUAAGCACAUGAAAAGAUGCUUAGCACAUGUUAGCUAUCAGGGAAAUAGAAGUCAAGUCUACAGUGAGAUAGCACUUCAACGUCACCUGGAUAGCUAUUAUGAAAAAAAUAGUAAGUGUUGGUGAAAAUGUGGAGAAGUUGGAACCCUCAUAAACUGCUGGUGGAAAUAUAAAAUGGUACGGCUGCUUGGAGAAACAGUUUGGCAGUUCCUCAAAUGGUUAAACACAGAGUUAUCAUGUUAUCCCUGGUGAAGGGUGAGGCUUCCCUGGCGGCUCAGACACUAAAGCAUCUGCCUGCAAUGUGGGAGACCUGGGUUCGAUCCCUAGGUCGGGAAGAUCCUCUGGAGAAGGAAAUGGCAACCCACUCCAGUACCUUUGCCUGGAAAAUCCCAUGGACGGAGGAGCCUGGUGUGCUACAGUCCAUGGGGUCGCGAAGAAUCGGACACGACUGAGCGACUUCACUUUCAUAUUAUCCAGUAAUUCCACUCUUAGGUAUAGAAAAAAUGAAAAUGCAUCCACACAACUUGUAAACAGAUGUUUAUAGUGGCAUUAUUCAUAACAGCCAGAAAUCAAAACAAGUCAAAUACCCAUCAAAUAAUAAACAAAAUGUGGCAUAUCCAGACAAUGGAAUAUUAUUCAGCAAUUAAAAAGAAACUGGGUACUGAUACAUGCCAUGACAUGGAUAAACUUCAAGUGAAAGAAGCCAGGCAGGAAAAGCCACAUAUUGUGUGAUUUCAUUUGUAUGGAAUGUCCAGAACUGUCAAAUCUCUAUAUGGAGAAAGUAGAUUAGUGGUUGCCUAGGGCUGGGGGAUGUUGGGGAGAAGUGGGAGUGACUGCUAAUGAAUUUGGGGUUUUGGGGAGGGAGAUGAUGAAAAUGUUAUAGAAUUGAUUUUGUGGUAAUGGAGGUACUACUCUGUGACUAUACUAAAAACCAUCGAAUUGUGCACUUUGUGUGAAUUGUAUGGGGUGAGAAUUAUUUAUCAAGUUGUACAAAUAAAACUUUAUUUUUCUCCUUGAAGGAAAAAUGCUUAUGUUGAGGGAUUAUAAAUUAAACCUUCUGAGGGACUGUGCUCAUAUUCUGGCAUAUGAAACUAAUUCUGCUGUCAAAAUAAGCAGGUAUGAUACUUGGGACAUAUGGCAGUUGAGAAAAUAUCUAUGCUAUUUGAAAAGGAUCAAAGUUGAUUAAGGCCUGGUCCCACCUGUCAAAAAUAAUUAUGUAGAGAUCAAUAAUCUAUAAGUAAGUAAAGGCAUAUCUGUUGUGGCAGUUUUUUUUUUUUAAAUCACAACAUUGAUUUUAACAUAAUCAGUUAGGAGAUAAUGCUUGUGUUGAAUAUUCAUUGGAAAGACUGAUGCUGAAGCUGAAGCUUCAAUACUUUGGCCACCUGAUGCAAAGAGCUGACUCACUGGAGAAGAUUGUGAUGCUGGGAAAGACAGAAGACAGGAAAAGAAGGAGAUAACAGAGGACAAGAUGAUUGGAUGGCAUCACCAACUCAAUGAGUUUGAGCAAGCUCCAGCAGAUGGUUGAAGGACAGGGAAGCCUGGCGUGCUGCAGUCCAUGGGGUCACAGAGAGUCGGACACGACUGGGCAACUGAACAUCAACAAUGGUUGUGUUGCAUUGACUCCACUUGCAGUCUGGAAGAGCACUCAGAUGACAUGGGAACUAGGGAACCUUGGGUGGGAGGGGGAACCCACUAAGAUAAUAUAGCAACUGGUUUGGGCUUUAAGUGAUAAACGGGUAGGAUUGAAGAGGCGGAUCUAAUGCUAGAAAAGGAAACGUCAGUAAGCUUGAGUAAAGUAGACAGAAACACUGCAUUGGCUCUCAAUAACGAGUCAUAUACUAAAGCAUACAGAUGGAAUCUAGAAAAAUGGUACUGAUGAAACGAUCUGCAAGACAGAAAGAGAGACGCAAGUGUAGAGAACAGUUGUGGGGACACAGCGGGGGAAGGAGAGGAUGGGACAAAUUGGCGAGAGUAGUAUUGACAUAUAUCUAUGUGUGUGUAAAAUAGCUAGCCAGUGGGAAGUUGCUGUGUAGCACAGGGAGCUCAGCUCAGGGCUCUGUGAUGACUUAGAGGUGGGAUGGGGGAGGCUCAAGAGGGAGGGGCUAUACACAUAUAUAUACACACACAUAUACACAUACAGUCAUAACUAUAGUAUAUAAUAGUUAUGACUGAUCUGUGUUGUUCAGCAGAAACCAACACAACACUGUAAAGCAAUUAUCCUCCAGUUAAAGCCGUCCAGCAAGGAUUUCAGCAGUAAAGGUGGUGGUGGUAGGAUCUGGGUAUGGAUGGAUAGAUUACAACUACGAGCAUUCAGCCCUUGAGCUACAUUUGUGAAUCCCUGGUCUAAAUCUUUUGAUAGGCUUAAUGCUCACAUCUUCCAGAUUUUUCUACCUUUUUUGGCCUCCUGUAGACAAUACUGGUAUUUAUAUUUCCAGUUUUCCUUGUCCUAGACUCGUGAGACGCUAGAAAUUCCUCUGAGAAGCAGUGUGAUUGUUUCUACCACAUACUAGCUCUUUCUUGUUCCACAAACUGAGGACAACAAUAAGCCACAGCAUGGUUAUAAAGGUUCUGAGAGAAUGUAAAAGCCUGAUGUCUAGUAGAUGUUCAAAAACACUAGUUUUUCUUUUUUUUUUUUUGCAAUACUCUUUCCAAUAACAAUUUGCUUGAAAUUUACAUUAAAGAUAAUGAUAUUUUA